This is a messenger RNA of Amaranthus tricolor (Joseph's coat), 1151 nucleotides long. Its product is annotated as probable 6-phosphogluconolactonase 1. Gene Ontology annotation, biological process: pentose-phosphate shunt; carbohydrate metabolic process. The record is from RefSeq and is a predicted model, not a curated record. Gene Ontology annotation, molecular function: 6-phosphogluconolactonase activity. Lineage: Eukaryota; Viridiplantae; Streptophyta; Magnoliopsida; Caryophyllales; Amaranthaceae. Bases 159 to 983 code for a protein of 274 amino acids. The transcript has 4 exons.
UAAUAAUGGCAAGAACAUCGCAUGAGUCAAGAAGCAAAGUGUUGUGAUUUGUGAACAAAGACAGAAGCCGCCAUUUCUUCCUUUUUUUCUAGCAAUCGUUUAAGUUUAAUCUACUUUCUUCUUUAAAGGAAGUCGUUGAUCGAAAUUCAAAGGCAAAGAUGGCGUUCCCUCGAAUUCAAACGAAUAGAGGGGAGUUAAGGAUUCAUGGAAGUUUAGAUUCUCUUAACAAUGACUUGGCGGAUUAUAUAUGUGAAUUAUCACAAGCAGCAGUAAAUGAGCGGGGUGUCUUCAACAUUGUUUUUUCCCGUGGUUGUUACCUUAGCAUAUUGGGAAAACUUACACAAAGCCCUUACGACCAACUGAUUGAUUGGAAAAAAUGGCAUGUUUUUUGGACUGAUGAGCAAUUGGUAUCUAGUCCAAUUCCUGAAAGCAAUUUUUUUCAUGUAAUGAAAGAUUUGUAUCGCAAGGUGGACUUGGAAAAUGCACACCCUUUUUGUACUUCCUUCUCUGCAAAAGAGAUUGUAAGCAAGAAUGAAUCAUGGAUCCUUGAGCUUGUAGUUAGCGGACUGGUAAAGAUGUGUUCGAACAAUGACUACCCCAAGUUCGAUCUCAUCCUUCUCGAAAUGGGAUCUGACGGACGUGUAGCUUCUCUGUUCCCUAAUCACUCCGCGUUGGGUGUGAAAGAUUGGAUUGCCUACUUCAAUGACUAUCCCGAGCCUCCACUAAAGAGGAUAAUCUUUACGUUGCCUGUUAUCAACUCGGCAUCUAAUGUGGUCGUGGUCGCAACAGGGAGUGAUAGAACCGAGGCUGUACGCCACGCCAUCAAGGAACCUAAUGUGGGACCCAACGCCUCGCCUGCAAGGAUGAUACAACCCACACAAGGAAAAUUGGUGUGGUUUUUUGAUAAACAAGCUGCGUCUAACCUUGAGGAGGGUGUUCUAGAUUCCAGAUUAAUAAUCGAAGGCUAUGAAAUUGUUUUCUGAUUGUGAAUACUCAUUACUCAUAGUCUUAGUAUAGGGUCGUUGUGUUCUUUUGUCAAUAUUGGUAGUACAUUUUGCAAUUGACAAAUGACUAGUUUCACUUUUUUGCAUGAAUUUGUUGCAUGAAUUUGUUGAUUGUUUUUCUUGUGAAAAUUGUCCGAGAAAUUUCAC